AUGUUGCAAGAUAACUCUCCAAAACUCAAGAGGCCCAGUCGUUUUAUGGGAGCUAGAAAAGGAGAUAAAAUAAUAUCAGAAGAUCAACACUUCGUGGCUCACGACGUUUCGCCCCUGACCUUGUUGAAAGCUGGAUUGAAAAGAUCCUCAGAUUCGAGAAUCGCGCCUCCGAAGAAAAGCGGGAAAGAACCAGAAGAUAUGAAAACUCGAAUGGAACCUAAUGAUUCUGAAUGUCCAGGUGCAAUGUUUUUAGAAACAAUUACAAUUUCAAUGGUGGGUGGUGGCAUAACUUGUGUUUUAGAAGAUGGAGAUGUGUUUGAAAAAGCUGGAGUUAAUAUUUCUGUGGUUCAUGGUGUUUUACCUCCUGGAGCUAUCCAGCAAAUGAGAGCUAGAGGAAAAAAAUUCUCUAAUUCAAAUAAACUACCCUUCUUUGCUUGUGGUGUCAGCUCUGUUAUACAUCCAAGAAAUCCUAAUGUUCCAACUGUUCACUUCAAUUAUCGAUAUUUUGAAGUGGAUAAUGGUGAUGGGACAACAACUUGGUGGUUUGGAGGAGGAACAGACAUGACUCCAUAUAUUCUUGAUGAAGAUGACUGCAAACACUUCCACAAGACUUUAAAAAAAUGUUGUGAUAAGCAUAGCAAUUCAUAUUAUGAGGAGUUUAAAAAAUGGUGUGAUGACUAUUUCUACAUUAAACAUAGGGAAGAAAGUCGUGGUAUUGGUGGAAUUUUUUUUGAUGACUUAGAUACCCCUGAUCAAGAAAAAUGUUUUCAAUUUGUAACUACAUGUGCCAAUGGUGUGAUUCCUAGUUAUGUACCUAUUGUAGAAAAGAACAAAGAUAAAGGCUAUUCGUAUGCAGACCGACAGUGGCAACUUCUUCGUAGAGGAAGGUAUGUUGAAUUUAACUUAAUCUAUGACAGAGGAACAAAAUUUGGUCUGAUGACUCCCGGGGCUCGAUAUGAAAGUAUUCUCAUGUCUCUUCCUCCUUUUGCUAAAUGGCAAUACUGUCAUAGUCCAGAGAAAAAUUCCAAGGAAGAUAAAUUGUUAGAAGUUUUACGAAAACCAAGAAACUGGGCUUAAAACCAUUUGUAAUGUUCUUCAUUUCUCAUUGAACCUAUUUAUAGCUGUGAUAAAAUGCAAUUGAAGACCUUAAUCAUUUGAAAUGAACUCAGUUGUUAGUCUCAGCAUUAUUUGUUGUAUUUUUUAAGAAUAAAUUUUUU
Messenger RNA from Uloborus diversus, 1217 nucleotides. It is a transcript of the gene Coprox, whose product is annotated as oxygen-dependent coproporphyrinogen-III oxidase-like. Gene Ontology annotation, cellular component: cytoplasm; mitochondrial intermembrane space. Gene Ontology annotation, molecular function: coproporphyrinogen oxidase activity. The record is from RefSeq and is a predicted model, not a curated record. NCBI's taxonomy places the organism in Eukaryota, Metazoa, Arthropoda, Arachnida, Araneae, Uloboridae.